AUGUAUGCACGUCGUCAUCAUAGAAGAGAGCAUAUUCCAGAGGCCAAUUUCAAAUUUAAACCAAAGUGCUGGGAAGAACGCACUCCAUAUACAGAACCAUUAAGAAUUGAUCGUGUUGAUGGCAAUAAGGAAACACGUACUGUUUACACACCAGAUCUCAACUCACUUAACGGACUUAUUGCAGCCAAGUACCCACUCAUCGAUCUUAAUCAAUUAAAAGCUUCAAAUUGCGCUGAAAAUUCACACCAAGAUAUAGUCGGAAAGCGCAUGAAUCUCCGAAUUCAGGCUGCGGUUGCAACAAAAGAAGGUAACCAAUAUAAAGUUGUUUUCCAAAGUGGAGAAGGAUUUGCCGAUUUUGCAGCCCAAAUUAAGACAGUUCUUCAUAAGAGGUGUUGGUGA
Trichomonas vaginalis G3 is the source of this 399-nucleotide messenger RNA. RefSeq lists its product as uncharacterized. Bases 1 to 399 code for a protein of 132 amino acids. The record is from RefSeq and is a predicted model, not a curated record. NCBI's taxonomy places the organism in Eukaryota, Parabasalia, Trichomonadida, Trichomonadidae. The transcript has a single exon.